This is a messenger RNA of Hordeum vulgare subsp. vulgare (domesticated barley), 941 nucleotides long. Its product is annotated as vacuolar protein sorting-associated protein 20 homolog 2-like. Gene Ontology annotation, biological process: vesicle budding from membrane; late endosome to vacuole transport via multivesicular body sorting pathway. The record is from RefSeq and is a predicted model, not a curated record. Bases 1 to 612 code for a protein of 203 amino acids. Gene Ontology annotation, cellular component: multivesicular body; ESCRT III complex. The transcript is spliced from 5 exons. Lineage: Eukaryota; Viridiplantae; Streptophyta; Magnoliopsida; Poales; Poaceae.
AUGGUUUACUUUUCUUUCUUCCAGCUUGAGAAGGUGAUCGAAGCAGAAAAGGAAGCUGCACGCCAGUUGGUUCAACAGAAGAAGAAAGACAGAGCUUGGAUUGCACCGAAGAAGAAGAAAUCCCAGGAAGAGCUCCUGAAACAAGUUGAUACAUGGCAAAUGAAUGUCGAACAACAGCUGGCAGAUAUUGAACUAGCAAGUAAGCAAAAGGCUGUAUUGGAAAGCCUAAAGAAUGGAAAUGCUGCCCUUAAGUCUAUACAGAGUGAGAUUAACAUCGAUGAUGUCCAAAAGUUAAUGGAUGACACAACUGAGGCCAAGGCUUAUCAGGAUGAAAUAAAUGCCGCUCUGGGUGAACAAUUAUCUGCUGAGGAUGAGGAGGCUGUCAUGGCUGAAUUCGACAACUUGGAAGCUGAGCUUGCACUUGAGUCUCUGCCGGAUGCUCCCGCUACUGAAGUACAACCUGAAAAGAAACCUAAAGCAACGGCUUACACUGAAGCUCCAGCUAAAGACAUUGAUGAUGUUAUUGAGCUUCCUGAUGUACCUACUAAAGCACCAGAGAGGCCUGAAGCUACAGAAAAAACAAAAGUCUUGGAAGAGCCACUACCUGCAUAGCUGGUGGAGCUGAGCUGAACAGGGAACUCCAAGUCCUGCAGUUUGCAGGAGCUGUAAAAUAUCUGCCAUUUGAUUGUAUUACUUAAUUCUGUCAUUUCAUAAGUUUCAUUGUGUAGAGACUCUGAAAUGCUGUUCUCAGUUAUCAAUUAACGCGAUGAUGGUCUGCCUAUUGUACAUUUAGUAGUCUCAGCAUCAAUUAUGGUGUCAAAUGUCUGUUGUUUCUUGAUUGUCGUUUGUAGAGUAAUUUGCUCUUGCAGCAUGCUACAAGCAGAUCCCCGUUGUCUCCUCUGGACAGCUACAAUUAAAUUAUGUUAACUGGGAUUCUAUUU